Striga hermonthica is the source of this 953-nucleotide messenger RNA. The record is from the annotation of a GenBank genome assembly. NCBI's taxonomy places the organism in Eukaryota, Viridiplantae, Streptophyta, Magnoliopsida, Lamiales, Orobanchaceae.
AUGCUGACGAGCGGUAGGCUGAGCCCGGGUAGUUCACAAGCGGCGAUGGUUGGGGUGAUGAAGGUAACGACAACAGUAGCUCCGAUGGAGUUCUUGUUGGGCAGCUCGGACAGCAUUAUUCAUUCCUUGCUUGGCUAUGUAAGGGUUCCAUAUCCAGACACAAAUUUUGUAAUGGAGAACACUAAUGGCACUUUUUACGAUAGGGAUAAACUUGAUCUCGACGGGCAGGUUGAAAGGAAGGAUAUUUAUAAUGAUAUUGAGGGGGUUGGCCUGUACUCAGUUUCCAGGUUGUGGAUUUCGGGCUUGUGUUUUAUGUACGUGGAAUUCCAUGCCGGUGGCUUUUCUUUCAAGAGAAAGGAAAAUGGAUGCACUGCUUCAAAAAGAGUCAAUUGUUCAGCCCAGACACCUCCUCCGGCUUGGCCGGGCCGGGCUGCCGUCGAUUCCGACAGAAAAUUAUGGGAGGGACCGAAACCCAUUUCAAUUGUUGGAUCCACUAGCUCCAUUGGAACACAGACAUUGGAUAUAGUUGCUGAAAAUCCGGAUAAGUUUAAGGUUGUUGCUCUUGCCGCUGGUUCAAACGUGACUCUUUUUACCGAUCAGGAGACUUUAGCUGAUGUUCAAGAAAAGCUCGAGAUCAUACCGGGAGAGGAGGGAAUCAUUGAGGUCGCUCGGCAUUCAGAUGUUGUUACUGUGGUGACGGGGAUUGAUGGAUGUGCAGGUUUUGAAGCCGCCAUAACAGCAGGAAAAGACAUAGCUUUGGCUAAUAAAGAGACAUUAAUUGCUGGAGGGCCUUUUGUUCUUCCUCUUGCACACAAGCACAAAGUUAAGAUUCUUCCGGCAGAUUCCGAACAUUCAGCUAUAUUUCAACGUCGAAAUUCUAAUAAGUGCAUACAAGGCUUGCCCGAAGGUGCUUUGAGGCGCAUAAUUUUGACGACAUCAGGAGGAGCAUUCCG